Molecule: messenger RNA, 2448 nt
Organism: Melitaea cinxia (Glanville fritillary)
Lineage: Eukaryota; Metazoa; Arthropoda; Insecta; Lepidoptera; Nymphalidae
Gene: GlyRS
Product: glycine--tRNA ligase
Exons: 1
Coding region: 120-2321 (733 amino acids)
Biological process (GO): mitochondrial glycyl-tRNA aminoacylation
Cellular component (GO): cytoplasm; mitochondrion
Molecular function (GO): glycine-tRNA ligase activity; ATP binding
Source: RefSeq, a predicted model, not a curated record
GUCAUUGUGCAAUUCGUUUUCGUGGUGUUCGUAUUUCGUCAGCUUUUACCACGCGUCCAUAUAAUAUUUCACCGGGUUACAGAUGGUUUUUAACUAAAGAUAUUUUUCUUCGCAUUUAAAUGAGACACAUUUUACAUUUAGUUGCUAAUUGUAGUUACAUUAGUAAACAUCUUCCUGUGAUUUUUAAACGACUUAAACUUUCUCAUAAUCUUUCGUAUUGGGGGAGCAAUAAGGCUCAUCGGAAGAUUAAAAUACCAAAUCCGUACAAAGAUAUAAUCAUGGCAGAUCCCAAAAUCGAAGAAAUUCUCGCUCCUUUACGCGCUAGCGUAAAAGAACAAGGUGAUAUAGUAAGAAAGCUGAAAGAAGAGAAAGCUCCGGAGAUCGAUAUUAAAAAAGCUGUUGCAGAGUUAAAAGCUAGAAAGAAAGUUCUAGAAGACAAAGAAUUAAGUUUAGCCCCAGCUGAAGAAUUAUUUGACAGAGCUAAAAUGGAAGACUUGAUUAAAAGAAGAUUUUUCUAUGAUCAAUCUUUUGCUAUCUACGGCGGUAUUACUGGACAGUAUGACUUCGGCCCAAUGGGGUGUGCGCUUAAGAGUAAUAUGAUUCAACUUUGGAGAAAGUACUUCAUUCUCCAAGAGCAGAUGUUAGAAGUAGACUGCUCAAUAUUAACACCAGAACCUGUGCUUAAAGCCUCUGGACAUGUCGAGAGAUUUGCGGAUCUGAUGACGAAAGAUGUUAUAAGUGGUGAGUGUUUUAGAUUAGAUCAUCUUAUUAAGGCUCACUUAGAGAAAAUAAAAAGUGAAAAAAAUACAAAACCUGAUUUGAAAGCUGAGAUAGAAGACAUUCUGGUAAAACUAGAUGGUAUGAAUGCUGAUGAGAUGUCAGCCUUGAUGAAAAGGUUUGACAUGAAAUCUCCUGUUAGUGGUAAUGAGUUGACUCCUCCCAUUGAGUUCAAUCUUAUGUUCAAUACUCAAAUUGGACCCUCUGGCUUAGUGAAAGGUUUUCUUAGACCAGAAACAGCACAGGGUAUUUUUGUCAACUUCAAACGUCUUUUAGAGUUUAAUCAAGGCCGCCUACCAUUUGCUGCAGCGCAGAUUGGUAAUUCUUUCAGAAAUGAAAUUUCACCACGUUCUGGUCUUUUGAGAGUGAGAGAAUUCACCAUGUGUGAGAUAGAACACUUCUGUGACACUAAAGACCACCCUAAAUUUGAAUCAGUUAAGGACACGAAAAUGUUAAUGUACUCUGCUAAUAAUCAGGAGCAGGGCAAGCCUGCUGAAAUUUUAACUAUUGGUGAAGCUGUAUCCAAGGGCAUUGUCAAUAAUGAAACACUUGGAUAUUUCAUGGCAAGAAUUCAUUUGUAUAUGUUAGCAAUUGGCAUUGACCCUAAGAAGCUGAGAUUUAGACAGCACAUGGGAAAUGAAAUGGCUCAUUAUGCCUGUGAUUGUUGGGAUGCUGAAUGCUUAUCAAGUUACGGGUGGAUUGAAUGUGUUGGCUGUGCAGACAGAUCAGCCUAUGAUCUCACCCAGCACACUAAAGCAACUGGUAUCAGGUUAGCUGCCGAGAAGAAACUUCCUGCACCAAAGCAAGUUGAAAUUGUGGAAGCAGUUCCCAAUAAAGCUACCAUCGGUAAAGAAUUUAAAAAAGAUGCUAAGCUAAUAAAUGACGCUCUAGCUGCAAUGAACACUGCUGCAUUGGAAAAACUACAAUUUGAAUUGGAAAGUAAUGGAGAAUAUAUAUUGACUACUUCUAAUGGUGAUUUCAAGUUAACACCAAACCUUGUUUCUGUUAAAAAGAGUCAAAAAACUGUCCAUGUAGAGGAGAUCAUUCCAAGUGUGAUUGAGCCAUCUUUCGGUAUUGGAAGAAUUCUUUAUUGUCUUCUAGAACAAAACUUUAGGAUGAGAGAGGGAGAUGAGCAGAGAACCUACUUUUCCUUGCCUCCAACUGUAGCACCUAUGAAGUGUGCUGUUUUACCAUUAAGUGGUAAUGUGGAAUUCCAACCAUUUGUCAAAAAGUUAUCCCAGGAACUUACUUAUGUAGAUGUUUCUCAUAAAGUUGAUGACUCCUCUGGCUCAAUCGGCAGGAGAUAUGCUAGAACAGAUGAACUCGGAGUCCCUUAUGCUAUCACUGUCGAUUUUGAUACCAUGAAAGAACCCCAUACAGUUACAUUGAGAGAAAGGGACAGCAUGGGUCAGGUUCGGCUACCUCUAGAUGAUGUGCCGGCUGUAGUAAGAGAUCUGUCAAAUAGUAAAGUAUCAUGGGCAGAUGUUGAAACAAAAUAUCCUAAAUUCGAACAACAAGAAAAUGUGAAAGGUGCAGCUGCUUAACAAGUGACGCAAUGCAUUAUUGAUUCAGCUGCUCCUAUUAUAAUGGAAAUCAAUUACUUGCUGAAUAAAGUAUUUAUUAUUGUUAGCACUAAGCUUGAAUAGCAGAAAUAAAUAAUUUGAAAUUUUA